GUAACACAGGCGGUGAGUCGGGUUCUGUUGCUGGGAGGAGACCGCACGGAUUCGCCUCCCUGGCUAACAUUAUUAGCUGGCUACGAUGCGUCUCUGCGGCUGCUGCUGGAUCUUCAACACAGCGGACCUCUUCGCAGCCACGCAGGUCUUUGGUUAACCGUUUACACGGACGGGACGAAAGGGUGACUCGGGAAUACUCAACACCUUUGAAGGAUGGAUGCUGACACGUGUGCUGGUGGGGACGGUGCUAGGAAAAAGGCAGAACUGGCUGGGGCUGCAGAAGGCACGAUGGAUGUUGUGCCUUUGGAAAUGUAUGACUCCGCCAGAGCAAAAAUAGCUGCCAACUUGCGGUGGCUGUUUGCUAAAGCCUAUGGAAUUGACCAUAUUCCAGAAGACUUAAGGGACCCGUUCUACACAGACCAGUAUGACCAAGAACACAUCAAACCACCUGUCAUUCGUCUGCUUCUGUCCUGUGAGCUUUACUGCCGUGUUUGUGCACUCAUCCUCAAGACGGAGCAGGCUGCCUCUCUUCAGUCUCACCUGUCAGUCAUUCAGGCUCUUUCCAGAAAGGGCAUUUAUGUCAUGGAGAGUGAUGAUACACCUGUCACAGAUGGGGACCUGGCAUGCAUGCCCAUCAAAAUGAGCGCUCACAUGUCCAUGAUCGAUGCCCUCAUGAUGGCUUACACAGUCGAGAUGAUCAGCAUCGAGAAAGUGGUGGCUUCUGUCAAGCGCUUCUCCACCUUCAGUGCCUCUAAGGAGCUGCCCUUUGACCUCGAGGACGCCAUGAUCUUCUGGAUCAACAAGGUGAACAUGAAAAUGAGGGAGAUGACAGAAAGGGAGCACAAAGUCAAGCACCACCCCCUGGAGUCUCCAAGCCACCAAAAGGUACGUUAUCGUCGGGAGCAUGCAUCGGGCCGCCAGCUGCCCUUCUUUCCACUGCUAGAAGACCUCAUGAGGGAUGUUUGUGAUGGAGCUGCACUACUCAGCGUGGUUCAUUGCUACUGCCCAGAUAUUAUGAAGUUGGAGGAUAUUUGCCUAAAGGAAGUACCUUCCAUCGCUGAUAGUCUCUACAACAUCCAGUUGCUCAGAGAGUUUGCCACUGAAUAUCUGAAUAAAAGUUGCUAUCUGACUACAGAGGAUAUGCUUUACUCUCCGCUUGUUCUCAAGCACAAUGUGAUGGUGUUUAUCGCUGAACUGUUCUGGUGGUUCGAGACCGUCAAGCCAGAGUUUGUUCAACCCAGAGACCUUCAAGAGUUUAAAGAUGCUCGAGCUGUAGCUCAUCCCAAGAGUGCCCGCCCAUCAGUGCCCAUCUCCAACGCCACCAAGCGCAGCUUUCUUGCUAGUCCUGGUGUGUCCGAUAACCAGAGCAGCCCUGAAGUCUGUAACAGUAAAGGGGGUCCAACUUUCAGUCCCUCACAUCCACUGCUUCCCCUGAGGCAGAGACAACAAAAACACCAAGGAGAAGAUGGUGCAGGUCUGAGAAACCGUUCGAACUCCCUGUCUCAGAUGGAUGGACAGCAACUCAGAGGCUCUGCUGUAGCGUGGCCUGACAAAAGGCAAAGACCCAUGUCCACACUCGGUCCCUUCAUGUUGCAUUCAGCCACAGACAGCGAUGCAGAUGUGGCUUCUGGUGAUAGUGUGAGUCUGGCUCGAUCAAUUAGUAAAGACAGCCUGGCAUCCAAUGUCAUCAACGUCACUCCAAAACAUCAGACUGCUGUCCACCAGCAGUCACUUGCUGCCAUGCGAAGAGUCAAUGGCCACAACCUACUGAAUAAUGUUAACACUGAGGACGAGGAGGAAACUCUGGUGGUAGUUUCCAGGACUGAUGGUUCUGUCAUCCCUAAACAAACUGAUGGGUCGCAAGCAUCUGCUACAAUUUUACCCAAACCUCCUACAGACUCCAAACCUGCUACAGAUGGCUUUUACCUUGAACCACUGAUGCCUGCUGUACUCAAAACGGCUAAAGAGAAGUCUGUAUGUCUGAACAAAGAGGAGGAGAGUGGUGAAGUGUCCCGCUCUACAGGAAGGGGCUCUCUGUGCCGAGGAAACGGAUCUUCAGCAGCUGUUCGUAGGAAAGCUCCUUCUGAUCUAAACCGAACAUUUACCCCUCCAGCUGAGGAAGAAAUCUUGUCAGUGGAGCAACAGGCAGGUUUUAGACCGACCGUCACCAGCAGUGUGGAUUAUUCAUCGAGAGAGCCUGCUGAAGGUUUCUACCUUCAUUCAGAUUCUGAGGAACCAAAGGGUGGUCCUGACCUGGAUGCUGAGCUGGAAGACCUGGAUGAGGAGGAGGAGGAUUUGGAUGAAGCGCUUACCACUAAAAACUCAAACUUCCUGGGAAAAAUGUACACGGACAUUGACGAAAAAGAAUCGGCUAAGCUACAAGAGGACAUGAAUGUCAAAGAGCAUGAGGACAAAGACCUGAACGGUGGCAGUGGACGAUCCAGUCCUUGUCUCAGCACUCACUCUCAAGCUAGCAGCAUGGCCAGUGGCAGCGUGCGCAUGACCUCCUUCGCUGAGCGUAAAGCCCAGCAGCAACGCUUCGGCAGCAACCAUGACCUGCGCUCCAGUGCCUCCAGCUCCCAAAGGACCACUCCUGAUGGAUCAGAGAGUAGCGGACCCCUGUCGUCGUCUUGGAGACUAAAGAGAGAUCAGAGUCCCUCUUCCCCUUUAGGAGGAUGCACUCGUCUGGGCGACGGUACGAACGUACUGGCCUCUGAAAUUGUUCAGCUACGCAUGCAGCUGGAGGAGAAGCGACGGGCCAUCGAGCACCAGAAGAAGAAAAUGGAAGUGCUGUCUGCGAGGCAGAGGCAGAAGCUGGGAAAAGCAGCCUUUUUGCACAUUGUAAAGAAAGGAGGAGGAAGGAGUGACACAUUACCCAACUCACUUAAAUCUGACAUCUCUAAAGAUGAGCUCAACGGGGAGAAGGGACACUUAAGUAAAGAUGAUAUGUGUGUUGAUACCCUGAGAGGAGAGAAAGAGGUGGUGGGGACUGUCCCUCCUGGUGCCUUAGAAGCAGACAAGAAGGGAAACAGUGGAAGCUUUUAUCUAGACGAUGAAUUGGACCUAAACGAGUGCAGCCGCUCAAUCGAACUACUGAAUGAAGCCAUCGGCAGCAUCCAGCAGCAGAUGAUGCAGCUGUCACUGCAGCAGGAGAUGCUGAUGAAACAGAAUGUACCGUCUCCACCCGGUGCCGCUCCACCUCCUCACACAGGGGACAAAAACGGGGACCCUAAGACAGGAGCAGGUUUUCACUUUAUGGAACACCUCUCUGGCUCUGGCAGCGCUCCAACCAGAAAACCACCCAAACUAACCUCAGGCCGGAGCACCAGGUCCAAGCCAUCAGAGCUAAGAAUGGCUAAAGAUCAGAGCCGGCAGGCCUCCAGGACCCUCACCCCCACACAGACUGGGUCAGAAACAUUACCAAACCCAAGACAGUUAACUGGGGGCAGGUCCCCCAGGGCUGAGCAGCCCGACAGCCCCAGAAACCCAACAGCCGGAGAGACUGUGGACAGACUAAGGUCUAGCCAUGUCCGGAGCACCACCCUGCGCCUUCACGAUGAGGCAAAUAUGCGCCUGCCAACUCGAGUAGAUCUGGCAACCGUGGCUACCCCAGAAGUGUCCUUUGAGUGCCUGUCCAGCAAGACGGGAGAGCCGGAGCUCAAUUCUUCAGAUGCUUCAGGAAAAGAGAACUUCUCUUCAGAGGAGGCCCAGCAGAACAAAUCCCACCUGAUUGAGGUCGAUCUGUCAGACCUGAAGGCCCCCGAGGAUGAGGAGGGAGCGGAGGACACAAUGACGGAGGGGGGUGAUGGAGAGCAGAAGUCAGUCCUGGGCUUUUUCUUUAAGGACGAGCAGAAAGCGGAGGAUGAACUCGCUAAGAAGAGAGCAGCAUUUCUGCUGAAGCAGCAGAAGAAAGCUGAAGAGACUCGACUCCGUAAACAACAACUAGAAGCAGAAUCUGAACUCAAACGAGAUGAAGCCAGGCGGAAAGCAGAGGAGGAUCGUUUACGUAAAGAGGAGGAGAAGACGAGACGGGAGUUGAUAAAGCAGGAGUAUCUGAGGAGGAAGCAGCAAGAGAUGUUUGAGGAGCAAGGCCUCGUGAAGCCCAAAACCCCCAAACCGAAGCAGAAACACAAACAGAGAUCUGUUUUCAAAGAGGAACCGUCAAGCGAUAAUUUCUCAAAGUGCUCUUCUGCACUUGACAACCUGAGCAAUGCCCAGUCGGGCUCCAAUCUGUCCCUGGCAUCUGCAGCUACCAACGAGGCUGACAGCGUCAACUCUGGAGGGGCCGGCUCUCAGCGCUGUGACUCCGUGGAGUCGUUUCCAGGCAGUCGUAACAACAGUCGAAUUGCAGAGAGAGACUGGGACAACGGCUCCACUGCAUCCUCCAUCACUUCCAUGGCCGAAUACACUGGUCCUAAACUGUUCAAGGAGCCCAGCGCCAAGUCGAACAAGCCAAUCAUUCAUAAUGCAAUCUCUCACUGCUGCCUGGCUGGCAAAGUCAACGAGCCUCAGAAGAACCAGAUCCUGGAGGAGUUGGACAAGUGCGAGUCCAACCACCUGAUGAUCCUGUUUCGUGAUGGCGGCUGCCAGUUUCGGGCGCUCUACUCGUACUUCCCGGACACCGAAGAGAUCCAGAAGCUGACGGGCACGGGACCAAAGAGCAUCAGCAAGAAGAUGAUCGACAAGCUGUACAAGUACAACUCGGACAGGAAGCAGUUCACCGUCAUCCCUGCCAAGACUGUAUCGGUCAGCGUGGACGCCCUGACCAUCCACAACCACCUGUGGCAGGCCAAGAGAAGUGCUGCGCCAAAGAAAAGUGGGAAAUAGCUCAAGACCUGCUGUCGUGCGCGUCACCUGAUCGCCAUCCUGCUCCUUUCCUGAACGGACUGCAGUGAAGCUCGUCACCAAGUUUGGUCUAAAAAUGUACCUGGGAGGGUCUUCACCUGGGCAACAUGCAGACAUUUAUUUGGACCAAGGUAGAGAGACGGGUUGCUUCUCCUCCAUGUGCAGGUUCAUUUAGUUCUUUUGAAGCAUGUGGCGUCGUUUCUC
Messenger RNA from Nematolebias whitei (Rio pearlfish), 5049 nucleotides. RefSeq names its product calmodulin regulated spectrin-associated protein 1b (gene camsap1b). Gene Ontology annotation, cellular component: microtubule minus-end. Gene Ontology annotation, biological process: cytoplasmic microtubule organization; neuron projection development; negative regulation of microtubule depolymerization. The coding region runs from base 214 to 4827 and encodes 1537 amino acids. Lineage: Eukaryota; Metazoa; Chordata; Actinopteri; Cyprinodontiformes; Rivulidae. The transcript has 18 exons. Gene Ontology annotation, molecular function: microtubule minus-end binding; calmodulin binding; spectrin binding. The record is from RefSeq and is a predicted model, not a curated record.